Messenger RNA from Hypanus sabinus (Atlantic stingray), 1955 nucleotides. RefSeq names its product dual specificity phosphatase 14 (gene dusp14). The record is from RefSeq and is a predicted model, not a curated record. Gene Ontology annotation, biological process: protein dephosphorylation. Gene Ontology annotation, molecular function: MAP kinase tyrosine/serine/threonine phosphatase activity. The transcript is spliced from 4 exons. NCBI's taxonomy places the organism in Eukaryota, Metazoa, Chordata, Chondrichthyes, Myliobatiformes, Dasyatidae. The coding region runs from base 354 to 962 and encodes 202 amino acids.
GGGCGCGAUCCGGGGAGAAGGCGGCAGCGGCAGCGGCAGCGGGCAGCGGGCGGCAUGGAGCCUCAGCCGAGCAUGGUGUGGAAGAUCAUUGCAGGGCUCGAGCACAGUACAGGCAGGUCCCCAUUAGAAGGACACGUGCUACCCAUCCAAAUAUGAAAGCAACCAGAUUUUCUUAAAGAAAUCCUCCAUUAUAAAAUGUUGUUCACUGACAUUGACCGGAGCAUCUUCGUUGGGGGUUCUGAGGUCCAAUAAGAUGAGCAGAAAGGAAGGUGUGUGGCAGGAAGUUUGAUCCCAGCAGUCAGAUUGUGGACUGUCUGACAUUCCCUUGCAGCCGGCCAUUAGGCAGCACUUCAAUGAGUUCCCGGAGUCAAAGUUUCUUUCACCGCACCCCACCUGGUCCCUCCUCCAAGCCCCGGCUGGUGACCGGUGGGGUGUUGGGAGGGAUCGCACAGAUAACCCCGUUCCUCUACCUCAGCAGUGGGAAUGCAGCCACCAACCGCAACCUGGUCCUGUCCAAGGGCAUUACCUGCAUCAUCAAUGCCACCAUGGAGAUUCCCAAUGCCAACUGGCCGGAGGUGGAGUACGUCAAAGUGCCCGUGGCUGACCUGCCGCACGCCCCGCUCUCCCUGUACUUCGACAGCAUCGCCGACAAGAUCCACAGCAUCAGCAAGAAGCACGGCUCGGCCCUGGUGCACUGCGUGGCCGGGGUGAGCCGAUCUGCCUCCCUCUGCAUCGCCUACCUGAUGAAGUUCCACAAGAUCUCCCUGCUGGAGGCUCAUAACUGGGUCAAAUCCCGCCGCCCCAUCAUUCGCCCCAACGUGGGCUUCUGGAGGCAACUCAUAGAAUACGAGCGGAAGCUCUUCGGCAAGAACAGUGUUAAAAUGGUGCAGUCUCCCAUUGGGGUAAUUGCAGACAUUUAUGAAAAGGAAACCAGGAACCUCACCCCUUUCUGGGGCAUUUAACACAACUUGAGGGACUAAUCUUUGACAACACUGUAUAAUAAAAUUAAGUCACCCAUAGGAUUGUAAAUCUGAUGGAAAUACUAACCUGUAGUUACUGCUGAAUCUGUCAUAAAUGGAUUGAGUAUCAGCAUUCUAUUUCCCCACGAGGCUCUCAGAUACACCAGUGAUGUAAAUCUGUUAAAACAAGGUGGGCCUUGUACAGCUUGAUAGCGGAAAUUAUUUUUAAACAUUUCUAAAAUUAAUCCUAAUUAUUUUAUCUUUAAAUGUUUUUAAUCGUUGUCCUUUUUAAUGGACAUGCAGGGAGAUAUUUGUGAUACUGGCUUGAAGUGGGCACUUGGUAGUCUUCGGGGUGGAGAGUUUGGCUUGAUUAGCGGAUGUAUGAAGUUCAGCCUCCAUUUUUCUCUCUCCCACCUGUAAGUUGCUGCUAUGAGCUUGGGAAGAUCAUAGCUCAAGUUCAUUUUGAACAAGACAUAAAAUGUAAAUGUAACGAUCUGAUUUGCACUGCUGCGUUAUUGUUGCGUCCUGUGAGCUACCUUCGUUUUUUUUUACAAGGACCUUGCUGAAACAUGAGGUGUGUUUUAACCAAGCAGAGAUGUUGAAUAGUGUGUCGCUAGAUCUCGGUACAUCGGUAAAGUGUUAAAACAGCGCUGCUAUUUUGUUUUAAAUUUUAAGGCACAAAUUUACAGAGGAAAAACUUGCUGGAGCAAAUGGAUGAACAGGGAUUUUUUUUUUGCAAAAGAUUGAUUUUAAACACUUUGUUCCAGUUAAGACUCUUUGCAUUUGGCUUCCCAGUGAGUGCUUUGAUAUUUCUCAGUGCGUAUGUUUAUCUUCUGGGGCUUACAGAUUUGAGGUCUGCUCUCUGUGAUGAAUUCACACCUCUGCGUCUGUGCACUUUCUUGUUCUGAUCUGCAAGGAAUUCUUUGAACUGUUCCCUGGGCAGUGUAGAUCACUCAGACUGAUCGGGACCUGUCCCUUUUUUUUUUGGAGCACACC